AUGUAUGAUCAGAAACAUGCUAUUGUCUUUGGCGCAUCCGGCCUAAUCGGCUGGUCUCUAGUAAAUCAACUCUUGAGUUCAUACCCAAGCGUUGGUACUUUUUCUAAAGUCACUGCUAUUACAAACCGGCCGAUUACAGUCUCCGACUCACAUUGGCCUGAGUCGGCCUCGAACCAACCGGAUCUCCAGCUCGUCUCAGGAAUUGAUCUUCGCGACGGGGACGGAGCUACGCUGGCAGAGGCACUGAAGCGCACAGUGAGAGACGUGGAAAGUGUUACCCAUAUCUAUUAUCUGGUUUUCACCGCGGUCGAGGAUGAUAUUGAGGAAGUUUCUACAAAUCUGCGAAUGUUUAAGAAUGUCAUCGAUGCCCACGGCUUGAUCAGUCCUAACCUGCAGUUUGUGGCAUUUCCCGGUGGGACGCGGGGGUAUGGUAUAUACACUCCCGGAGGCACAUUCACCCCGCCUUUAACAGAGGAUAUGGUGAACAAGCUUCCAGCUGAAAGUGCCAAGACGGUCGUAUACCCAGCAUACCGCAAGCUUCUCGAUGCAGCAAGCAAAGGAAACAAAUGGACCUGGUGUGAAAUUUGCCCAGAUGCGAUUAUUGGCUUCACUCCCAACGGUUCUCAGUUCAGCCUGGCACUUCAUUGGGCCCAGUACCUAUCUCUGUGGGCUUACAAUAACGGCAUAGGACCAGAUACGCCAGGACCCCACAAAACCGACGUCCAGGUACCAUUCCCUGGCAAUGUGGCUAGCGCCAACUCGUUGUUCUCGCCAGUAUCUAGCAAUACAAUUGCACGGUUCAUGAUAUAUGCCUCUCUUCACCCGGAGGAAUGCGGCGGAGGCCAGUUGUUCAAUGUUGCCGAUAACGAAACACCUUGUAAGUAUGGUGAUAUCUGGCCUCGACUAGCGAGUUGGUUUGAUCUAGUGGGCAUGGGACCAGUUGAGAACUCGCAAGCAUUGGACAAUACUUUGAAGGCUGGCGAACUCCCCCGAAGUACUAUAGACCUGACGCCUGGGGAAUAUGUUCUGGAGAAUAUGGAAAAAUUCGCUGAGCUUGGCCGGGCAAAUGCUGUUCGUGGAGGUGUUGGUGCUGGUAGGCAGCAACUUGACAGUGUGGGCUACUGGUUGACAUUUGAUCGGCAACUGAGUCUGGAGAAGCUUCGGCGGACGGGAUUUGAGGGGGAUAGAGAUCAUGUUCAGGGAUGGUUGGAAAGUUUUGAGAUGUUCAGAAAAGCAGGGCUGAUAUUAUGA
Messenger RNA from Penicillium verhagenii, 1251 nucleotides. Its product is annotated as SDR family oxidoreductase. The coding region runs from base 1 to 1251 and encodes 416 amino acids. The transcript is spliced from 4 exons. The record is from RefSeq and is a predicted model, not a curated record. Lineage: Eukaryota; Fungi; Ascomycota; Eurotiomycetes; Eurotiales; Aspergillaceae.